Molecule: messenger RNA, 1959 nt
Organism: Prunus avium (sweet cherry)
Lineage: Eukaryota; Viridiplantae; Streptophyta; Magnoliopsida; Rosales; Rosaceae
Product: Sec14p-like phosphatidylinositol transfer family protein
Molecular function (GO): lipid binding
Source: RefSeq, a predicted model, not a curated record
UACAACUCCUUCCCAAAUCCCAAGCAAGCCCAACUCUCUCUCCCUCUCUCUCUCGCUCUUAAACACCACAAGCUCACAACCCCUUCUGCUCAAUCCCUCAUUAGAAUUUUCUCUUGCUCCAAACAAAGCAAGCAACUUUCUUCCCUCUUGUUUCUUGGUUUUCUUUCUCUCCCACAUUUUUCUUGGUCGAUUGAGAAAAUGACUGUUGAGGUUAAGGUUGAGGAGACCCUUGUGGCUGAAGUUGGGGUUGUUCCUCAGGAGGAGCCCAUGAAGCCUGUGAUUGAGAAUGAGAAAGUUGUUGAAGGAGAUGAUAAGGUGAAGGAAGUGGCAGAGUCUGAAUCCAAGCCCAGAGCAGUUGAGAAGAGCUCUUCUUAUAAGGAAGAGAGCAACUUUCUCUCUGAUCUGAAAGAGUUUGAGAGGAAGGCUUUGAGUGAGCUCAAAUUAAAGCUAGAAGAAGCCAUUUUGGGCAACAAUAUCUUCAAGAAGGAGGAGCCAAUGAAGAAUGAGGGGAAGGAUAAAAAAGUAGCAGAGGAGGAAGAGAAGAAGGAAGAGAAGAAGGAAGAGAAGGAAGAGAAGAAGGAAGAGAAAGCAGAGGAGGUUGAUGAAAAAAAGACAGAGGAAGGAGAUGAAGUCCCAGUAGCUGAAGAGAAAGAAGCAGCAGCCCAAGAAGGUGAGGAAGAGAAGAAGCCUGAAGAGGGGUGCGAAGAAGUAGACAAGGAUAUCUCUCUUUGGGGGGUGCCCCUUUUCCCCGGGAAAGGGUUUGAAGGCACUGAUGUGGUGCUCUUGAAGUUCUUGAGGGCUAGGGAGUUCAAGGUCAAUGAAUCAUUUGAGAUGCUGAAGAAAACCCUUCAAUGGAGGAAGGAGUCUAAGAUUGAUUCAAUUGUGGAUGAGGAUAUCUGUGCUGAUCUGAGCUCUGCUGCUUACUUGAAUGGCGUUGAUCGCGAAGGCCACCCUGUGUGCUACAACAUUUUUGGGGUGUUUGAUAACGAGGAGCUUUAUCAGAAAACUUUUGGAAAUGAGGAGAAGAGAGGGCAGUUCUUGAGGUGGAGGCUUCAGUUGAUGGAGAAGAGCAUUCAGAAGCUUGAUUUGAGGCCUGGUGGUGCUUCUUCUUUGCUUCAAAUCAAUGACCUCAAGAACUCACCUGGACCUGUCAAGAAGGAGCUUAGAAUUGCCACAAAGCAAGCUGUUGGGCUUCUGCAGGACAACUACCCUGAGUUAGUUGCCAAAAAUAUUUUCAUAAAUGUUCCAUUCUGGUACUAUGCACUCAAUGCCCUGUUAUCUCCUUUCUUGACUCAAAGAACCAAGAGCAAGUUUGUGGUUGCUCGCCCAGCUAAGGUCACUGAGACCCUUCUCAAGUACAUUCCAGCUCAGGAGAUACCAUCUCAAUAUGGUGGCUUCAAAAGGGAAAAUGACACUGAGUUCUCCUCUGAAGAUUGUGCUGUUUCGGAACUAAUUCUUAGGGCUGGAUCCACUGGAACCAUUCAGAUAGAUGCAGCUGAGGCUGAUAACACAUUAGUCUGGGACCUGGCUGUUUUGGGUUGGGAAGUGAAUUACAAGGAGGAGUUUGUUCCUACUGAUGAGGGCUCUUACACCAUUAUUGUUCAGAAGAGAAAGAAAAUAGGCUCCAAUAAUGAAGGGCCUAUCCGCAACACUUUCAGAAGCAAUGAACCAGGGAAGGUUGUUCUUACAAUUGAGAACACUUCAAGCAAGAAGAAGAGGGUUCUGUACCGGUACAAGGCAAAGAAGUGCUCCACCUUCUGAGAGUUCAACUGUGAAAGGUUGCUGCAAAAAUUGUUUGAGAGGGCAUUAUAUACAUAAUUAGAGCUUAUUCUUUUAGACUGGGGCAAUAAUUGAGUGAGGAUAGAGAAAUUAAUAGUUCAUUUUUUCGGUGUAAUUUCAUAUGUUUUGAUGUGAAUCUUUUGCUUUGGGAUUUCAAUUUGGCAGACUUUGUGAGUGAAA